This is a messenger RNA of Aureobasidium melanogenum CBS 110374, 1599 nucleotides long. RefSeq lists its product as uncharacterized. Lineage: Eukaryota; Fungi; Ascomycota; Dothideomycetes; Dothideales; Saccotheciaceae. Gene Ontology annotation, cellular component: cytoplasm. The transcript has 2 exons. Bases 1 to 1599 code for a protein of 532 amino acids. Gene Ontology annotation, molecular function: ATP binding; heat shock protein binding. The record is from RefSeq and is a predicted model, not a curated record. Gene Ontology annotation, biological process: protein refolding; response to heat.
AUGAGUUUGGCCGCUCCCGGCUUGCUCCCAAAGGCGGCCACUCCGCUCCGUAUCCUCGCCGCAUCGAGGCCGACCUGCCAAACCUACUCCGAACGUCCUCAAUCGACCCUUCAGUCCAGACAUCUCUACACUGCUCCGUCAACCAGAUCUGCCCGUCAUGCGCCCCGUCAACCUGCACAAAUUAGGACAUUCCACGCUACCGCGCCGACAUUGGCCAAGGAUCCAUAUGCAACCCUCGGCGUGAGCAAGUCUGCUUCCACUGGUGAAAUCAAGAAAGCAUACUACGGACUGGCCAAAAAAUACCACCCCGACACCAACAAGGAUGCUGGUGCUAAGGAGAAGUUCGCUGAAGCUCAGGCUGCAUACGAGACACUUUCAGACCCUAAAAAGAAGGAAGCAUACGACACCUACGGCUCUGCCGCUUUCGAUCAAAAUGGAGGCUUCAACCCCGGUGCCGGCGCUGGAGGUAACCCCUUCGCUGGUGGCGGUUUCGGUGGGUUCGGAGGCUUUGGUGGUGGUGGUGCUGGCGGUGCUCAGGGCUUCGGCGAUAUCAACUUCGAAGAUCUGUUCAGCGCAUUUGGUGGAGGAAGCGCAAGAAGAGGCCGCGGAAGAGCUUCGCCGUUCCAGGAAGAGAUCUUGGUUGGAGAGAACAUUGAGGUUCAGACCAACAUCUCCUUCCUCGAUGCAGCCAAGGGCAUCACCAAGGAUAUUCACAUCAACCCGUUGGUCAAGUGCAAGACUUGCGAAGGCAACGGUUUGAAGAAGGGCCAAUCGAGAACCACAUGCAAGAGUUGUGAUGGCUCUGGUACCAGGGUGCACUUCAUGCAGGGUGGUUUCCAGAUGGCAAGCACUUGUGGUGCAUGUGGAGGUCAAGGCCAGACCAUUCCAAAGAACGGUGCUUGUGGAACAUGCAAGGGAGAGGGUGCAGUUCGCGAGAAGAGAACUGUGUCGGUUGAUAUCCCUGGUGGUAUCGAGGAUGGCAUGAGAAUGCGCGUAUCACAAGAAGGAGACUUCCCGCCUACAGGCCAGGCCGCAAACCCCAAGGCACGAACAGCGAACGGCGAUCUAUACGUCUUUGUGCGAGUUGCACCCGAUCCAAAGUUCAGUCGCAAUGGAUCAGACGUGCUCUACACGGCAUCGAUACCGCUCACGACAGCCAUUCUUGGAGGCGAGAUCCCCAUUCCCACUUUGGAUGGCGAAGUCAAGGUCAAGGUCGCGACAGGAACCGCAACUGGCGACCGCAUCACAUUGUCAGGAAUGGGUAUGAGAAAACUCAACAGCAGACGUGGCAACAAUGGUGACCUGCGGGUCGAGUACAAGGUACAAAUGCCCAAGUAUCUCAGUGUCAACCAGAGGACGAUUGUCGAGAUGCUCGCAGAUGAGAUGGGAGACAAGACAGCAAAGCGAGUGAUGAACCUCGGAAAGAUGGCCGAAGACGCCAAGAAGGACGCAACAACGAGCGAUGCAGACUCACACAAGAACGAAGGGUUCCUCAAGUCUGCAUGGCAUAGACUCACGCAUCAGCACGAUCACCUGAAAGAGAACGAGGAAGCCAGCAAGCAAGAAGAGGAUGACAAGAAGAAGUCAGGAUCGAACUAA